CAGUAACUGGCAACGAACGACUUAUUUAAUUAUAUGUGAACCUUUUGCCUUAUAAGUGGUACAAAUAACUGUAAUACUAAUUCGGAUGAAUAAUUCGGAACACUGGGCAUCUGGUAACAAAGUCAGCAGAUCAUCAGUUCUAUGUGGAAGCCAGAAUAUUGUCAUAAGUGGAAAGAGUAUAAUAAUGACAGAUUGUGUGAUCAGAGGGGAUUUGGCGAAUGUGAGAAUUGGCCGACAUUGCGUAAUAAGCAGAAAAGCUGUCAUCAGACCGCCUUUUAAGAAAUUUAGUAAAGGAGUUGCAUUUUUUCCACUUCACAUUGGUGACCAUGUGUUUAUAGAUGAAGGUUCUAUUGUCAAUGCUGCACAAGUUGGGUCAUAUGUUCAUAUUGGAAAAAACUGUGUAAUUGGUAGGAGAUGUGUACUGAAGGAUUGCUGUGCAAUAGCAGAUAACACGGUACUGCCUCCUGAGACAGUCGUGCCUCCAUUCACCGUGUUCUCAGGAUCUCCAGGCCAUGUGUCAAGUGAGCUGCCUGAAUGCACACAGGAUCUGAUGCUGGACUUCACCAUCAACUACUACAUGAACUUUAAGCCUAUUGGAAAAGGAAAGGGAAAAUAACUCAAAGUGCAAUAAUAGCAGACUAUUACAUUAUUUAUUUAUAUUGUAUGUAUUAUAUUUUUGUGUCUCUGCAAAUCUGGAUGUAGUGGUGGUGGAUUUCAUACUUAUCUCAAAUAGAAAACAUGUACUUGCCUUUAAUUGUUUAAGACAAGUCAGUUAAGUUUCAAAUCUAGUCAAUUAAGUCAAUUAUUUACAGUA
Molecule: messenger RNA, 814 nt
Organism: Dreissena polymorpha
Lineage: Eukaryota; Metazoa; Mollusca; Bivalvia; Myida; Dreissenidae
Product: dynactin subunit 5-like
Exons: 6
Coding region: 86-616 (176 amino acids)
Source: RefSeq, a predicted model, not a curated record